UUGUCUGCGCUUUAUUCCAAAGUGUUUAAUUUGAACGCAGAUUCGACAUGUCAUCGUCCGGUAAAGACAACAGCGGUGCCCAACAUGCCAAUUACGUGGGACCUUACCGUUUGGAGAAGACGCUCGGGAAAGGACAGACAGGAUUGGUCAAGCUUGGAGUCCACUGUGUAACAUGCCAGAAAGUCGCCAUAAAGAUUGUGAACCGUGAGAAACUCAGCGAGUCAGUACUAAUGAAGGUGGAGCGAGAAAUAGCUAUUCUGAAGCUCAUAGAACACCCACAUGUUUUAAAGCUACAUGACGUCUACGAAAAUAAAAAAUACUUGUACCUGGUGCUAGAACAUGUGUCUGGUGGUGAGCUGUUUGACUACUUGGUGAAGAAAGGCAGGUUAACACCUAAAGAAGCCAGGAAAUUCUUCAGACAGAUCAUGUCUGCCCUGGAUUUUUGCCACAGUCAUUCCAUAUGCCACAGGGAUCUGAAGCCAGAGAACCUGUUGCUAGAUGAAAAGAACAACAUCAGGAUAGCAGACUUUGGCAUGGCCUCCCUUCAGGUUGGAGACAGUCUGCUGGAAACCAGCUGUGGAUCUCCGCACUACGCCUGUCCAGAGGUCAUCAGGGGAGAGAAGUAUGACGGGAGGAAAGCAGACGUCUGGAGCUGUGGGGUCAUUCUUUUUGCCCUGUUGGUGGGUGCCCUGCCGUUUGAUGAUGACAACCUGAGGAAUCUUCUGGAGAAGGUGAAGUUGGGAGUGUUUCACAUGCCACACUUCAUCCCUCCAGACUGUCAGAACCUUCUCCGUGGCAUGAUUGAAGUGGAUGCUACCAAAAGACUAACGUUAGAACAGAUCCAGAAGCACACAUGGUACAUAGGGGGGAAGAAUGAACCAGAGCCAGAGCAGCCUGUGCCCAGGAAGGUGACCAUCCGCAGCCUGCCCUCUGCAGACGAUAUCGACCCAGACGUACUGGACAGCAUGCACUCCCUGGGCUGCUUCAGAGACAAAAACAAACUACUGAAAGACCUGCUCUCAGAUGAUGACAACCAAGAAAAGAUGAUCUACUUCCUGUUGCUGGACCGUAAAGAGAGAUACCCAAGUCAGGAAGACCAGAAUCUCCCCCCUCGCAAUGAGAUUGAUCCUCCAAGGAAGCGGGUGGACUCUCCCAUGUUGAACCGACACGGCAAGAGGAGACCAGAGAGGAAGUCCAUGGAGGUCCUCAGUGUUACAGAUGGAGGUUCACCUGUGCCGGCCAGGAGGGCUAUCGACAUGACGCAGCAUGGACAAAGUAAAUCAGUGUACAGUAAAAGCUUGGAUAUUCCUGACGCCAGUACAAAAUGCAGCAAAGAAGAAAGGUCGCGGUCUAUUAGUGGAGCCUCCUCUGGUCUCUCCACCAGCCCUCUCAGCAGCCCACGGCCUGUCAGAAAGUUUGGUGUACCGCCACAGACCCCAGACUUGCCACAGUCCCCUAACACCAGCCCAUGCCCAUCCCCAGAGCCAGUCCUCAAUCGCACAGGCCCGCGCAUCUCCACCCCCAACUCACUCGCUCCAAACAGCGAGCCCCUGCCGGCAGAACUCAACAAGACGCAGACGCUCCCUGCCAAGCCCAAAGUUAUCCCAAAGCCCCUCCAAGCCACACGAUCCAACCCGCUCCCCGAAACCUCCCCAGAUCCAGCAUCUGCAGCCAAAUCAGAGCCCUCCACUCCCUGCCAGCUCCCAUUGCAGCCACCCUCCGCCUCUGUGCCCCCCACCCCUACUUCCCCAUCCUCCCCAUCCUCCCCCUUUUCCCCAUCCCCCAUCCCCAGUGCUGCCAUCCAGAACAGCCCCCACGUGCGGCGCUCCCAUUUUGCUGCCAACCCCCAGCUCUCUGUGCCCUUCAGCCCAGUGGUGCCGCUGUCGCCCAUCCGGCUGCACCACUUUCACCCCGUGGCGCCGACGCCUUCUUCAUUCACUGAUCACCCACCCAAAUCUAUCCCCCUCAUACAGGUUACCCCUCACCCCUCCCCUCGAGGCAGCCCCCUCCCCACCCCAAAGGGCACCCCAGUGCACACUCCCAAGGACAGCCCAGCUGGCACCCCCACCCCAACGCCGCCCCCCAGCCCCUCCAUUGGAGGUAUGCCGUGGCGGACGCGUCUCAACUCCAUCAAGAACAGCUUCCUGGGCUCGCCACGCUUCCACCGCAGGAAACUCCAAGUUCCCACACAAGAGGAGAUGUCCAGCCUCACACCAGAGUCUUCCCCAGAACUUGCCAAAAAAUCCUGGUUUGGUAACUUCAUCAACCUGGAAAAAGAAGAGCAGAUCUUCAUUGUCAUCAAGGACAAGCCUCUCAGCUCCAUCAAGGCAGACAUCGUUCAAGCCUUUCUCUCGAUCCCCAGUCUGAGCCACAGUGUGAUCUCUCAGACCAGUUUUCGAGCAGAGUACAAGUCCACAGCCGGCCCUACAGUCUUCCAGAAGCCGGUCAAAUUUCAGGUGGAUAUCACCUACACAGAGAGCACAGCUGCCACUAAGGAGAAUGGCAUCUACUCUGUCACCUUCACCCUGCUCUCAGGACCCAGCCGGCGCUUUAAGCGAGUAGUGGAGACGAUUCAGAGCCAAUUGUUAAGCACACACGACCAGCCUGGGGUCCAACAGCUGUCUGGCAGCCCAUUGAGUAACUUCUUUGACGUAAUUAAACAACUUUUUUCAGACGAGAAGAACGGACAGGUGCCCUUCCCCUCUGGCACGCCCUCCAAGCACUGCCCCUCGCCCAUGCACGCCAGGAGGCACGAGCCAGAAAAUAAUGACACCAAAUGCCCUGCUGCGGGCCGAGACAGAGCCAAGUUGUCGGUGGCGUCUGUGGGGACACAGGAGGAGUCUUAA
This is a messenger RNA of Seriola dumerili (greater amberjack), 2846 nucleotides long. It is a transcript of the gene brsk2a, whose product is annotated as serine/threonine-protein kinase BRSK2-like. Gene Ontology annotation, cellular component: cytoplasm. The record is from RefSeq and is a predicted model, not a curated record. The transcript is spliced from 20 exons. Gene Ontology annotation, biological process: intracellular signal transduction; microtubule cytoskeleton organization; protein phosphorylation. Gene Ontology annotation, molecular function: ATP binding; tau-protein kinase activity; protein serine/threonine kinase activity. NCBI's taxonomy places the organism in Eukaryota, Metazoa, Chordata, Actinopteri, Carangiformes, Carangidae. Bases 48 to 2846 code for a protein of 932 amino acids.